CUUUCUCGCUUUUCACCUCGCGGUUCAUUCAUAACUAGGCGACUCCGCGUAAAACUCAGUUCUGUUUACUACGAGCGCGCCAUUUAAAGGGAUGUAUCGUUUGAAUGUAUCAUACUGUGUAGUGCUUGGACACUGAGUUUCGCACCGAUGUUUGUACUCGGUGUGGACUUAGUACUGUUUUUGUUUUUUAGUAUCUUUGUUAUUCAUAUACUGCUGCCGGGUCCGCAGUCAUCAUUAUCAUCUUCAUGGAGGCCGUGUGUGGAUUAACUGUGCUGCAAGUGUCGGAUAUGCUGGCCACUCGAAAUGCUGACCAUAUCCUCAUCAUCGACUGCCGAUCGUUCAUGGCCUACAACCAGGGCCGUAUCGUUCAGUCAGUGAACAUUCACUGCCCACCCAUACUGAAGCGACGUUCUGGUGGAUUUAUCGCUUUGGAAAACAUUGUACCCUGCGACUCUAAAAGGGCGGACCUGUUGAAGGGCGCCUACCCCACCGUACUGGUUUACGACGAGUGUACAAUGGAGCUCACACAGGCGCACAGUGACUCCAGCUUAUUAUCUGUGAUCAAAAGUCUACUCAAACAAGUCGGGGAUAUAACUGUCAGAUAUAUUAAAGGUGGCUUCGAGGCCGUGCAAGAAGAGUGUCCCGUUCUGUGCAGGAGGCAAGACACGCCUGUGAUACCUAACUGUCGUGAAAAGUUAUCUCAUAAGGACCGGCGGCGACCCUCACCUCAGACCGAACCUGCCGAGAUACUACCUCACCUGUACCUGGGGGAUGUCUCCCAUUCGUCCCAGAGGCCGCUCCUGGACCAGAUGGGCAUCACCGCGUUACUCAACGUGUCUUCCACGUGUGGGAACCACUUCCAGAGCCACUUCCGGUAUAUGAACGUUCAGGUGAACGACAACAUGGACGCCGAUCUCUUCUCCUGGUUUCCGAAAAUCAUCGAGUUUAUAGAUAAUGUGGCAGCAGAAGAUGGGAAAGUGUUAGUACAUUGUCGGGCAGGGGUGAGUCGAUCAGCGACUGUAUGCAUAGCCUACAUUAUGCAGAAGCGUGGGCUUUCUUUAGACUCUGCCUUUGAGUUUGUCAUGACACGGAGGCCAAUCAUAGACCCUAACCUCAACUUCAUUCAGCAGCUCCAGAGGUUCGAGACCAACUUGAAAUCAAAACACCAGCUCUCCAUUUCGACCACAAGCACCACAUUUUCCUUUCCUCACCAUGCUGACCACCUACUGGCUACCAAUGAUGUUACCUCGUCCGCUUUCAGUUUUUCCAAUGAGGACGUAGGUGAACAUCAUGUGGAUAUGGACACGACGUUCUCCAAAGAGGACAUCCUCUCCCAAGCAGACAUGUACCACCACCACCAGUUCGUCUCACUCCAGCCCAUACCUUCGCCCUCUGCCGGCGUAACUGGCGACCUAAACCUUUCCCCAUCCAGCAUUUCACAAACUGCUGCUUCACCGAGCCCUGUGUGGACGCUGGGGCUCCCUGCCUCCAGGCCAGACUCGCUGCCCUUGCUCCAGAUCAGUACUCCCCUGCCCAGGGCAUCGCUCCUGACCUCCCCAUCUCACAGUGUGCCUUAUCUGUCGCCCUUGCUUGAGAUAUUUCAAGGACCCAGUGAAGCUGCUGAGGCUUUCUCUGGAAACUACACGAACGAACCAAAAACUCCUCUACCCCCACGGUCGUUCUCUUUCUUUGGCAGUGAUACAGCGUCUUGCCCAGUCCCGCUUCCAUUAGACAUUUCUCCUCGUCAGUGUCGGCCAACGACACCUACAGCCUUAGAUGUCAGUUCGGCUCCAUAUCUCAAUUCCGAAGACACUUUUCCUACCGUUGUGGCACAUUCGCCAUUGUCACCCAUAGGUGUUCCACUUUCACCAUUACCCUCAUUUGGAUGACACCAUGGUGCCCUCUUUGACAACUUCUUGUACAACUAUUUAUCUGUACGAUGUGUACACACAUUUUGCAAUAAUAUGUCCAACCAUAUUCACUAUGGACUAAUUUUUCUCAAGUUUCUGACUAAAGAAUCGGACCAGUACCUGGCAGCUGGGAGCAGCACUAGCAUAUAUAUAUAUAUAUUAUAUAUUGCAUUCAUCUAGUUCAUUAGACACACUUAUAAAAGACAAUCACUAGAUUCUAGAUCUAUUUAUUGACCUGUAAGAAUGUAUGCUAAUUGAACUUACGAACACAUUCCAUUAGAGACCUAGGGUAAAUGUCUUUAUUCUCUACGCAGUUUGUUUUAGCAGCAGAUUAAGUUUCACCUAUGAAAUCUAAAUCUUUAUUUAGACUGCGUUAUAAAAAAAUAAAACACAUUUAGAUUGGUUGAAAAAACAAACAAUAUAGAAUAUAAGUAAUAACAAUAAAAAAUAUAUUUAUGUUCUAUCACAGUAAAUAAAAUUAUAUGAUUUGCAUUGCUAUUACACAUUUUCAGUUUUACAAACGUUUUUCUCAGACCAGUUUAUAUAUAUAUUAAUUGGAGAAAAACGGUGGACAAUGUGGACUUAGUUAAUUUAAAAAUAGAUAGUCAACACAAAUUGAUGGAUAAAAUUGUUUGAUUGUUGAAUAAUGUUACUGCAGUUGUUAAACAGAAUUAAUGAAUCAGUGUUUCUCUUUAAGUUCAAAAAUCCCCUUUUUACCAAAAUAUUUUUAUUGCAUGAAUCAGUUCCACACUGAGGAGUUUACAAAUUAGAAAUUCAAGAUAGACUACAUGCUUUAAACAACCACUGCUACCAUUUAGCUCUACUAUUAAGAUCUAAAGAAGACAAAAAAUUAUGGCAUUAUAGUUUGCAUUUCCAAUUUUUAUUCUUUAACAAAGAUAUAGACUAUAUCUUACAAUUAUAGUUAUAGAUACUUAAGCUUCAAUUGCAGCUUUAAAAAGACUAACUUGUAAUUACCAAUUUAUUGAUCAGCAAUAAUGUUGAAUUUUAGUGUACCUUUCUCUCCCCUUUUUUUUUUACUAGAGUGGAUUGUGGUAUCCUUUAUUAUUGUUGUUAUUUAAGGUGUGUUUCCUUAGGAAAUGAUUCAAGCAAAAAAAUCAUCAAGUCUUCCUUACUGGAUAUUUCUGGUUUGAUUUAUGUUUAUACAGAACUGACCAGUCUAGAGAGUCAGUGUCAUCUCUUUUCUCCACCCACUCACCUGCAUCGUUGUUAUCUUGGUUGUUUUCUCAUUCUUUUUAAUCUCUGAUGUACUUGUAACAUAAAUACAUUUCUGUUCAAAUCAAAGCUCCAAAAUUUUAUUAUCAAGAAAUUUUAUUACAAUUUUCUGAGGAAAUUUCAUUUCCAACUGUUUUUCUCCGAAACAUUUUGUUUCAUUAACAAUAAUGUAAUUAUAAAUAACAUAAUCUAUUCCAAAUUAGUUUUUAGGGUUUAUAUUGAUGUGUGUAACAUACAUUUUUAAAAAGCAAAAAUAUGUCUAUAACUAUUUGCCUAAGAAGUAAAGAGAUUUAGAGAUAUUUACUUUCUCAUAUUUCAUGAUGUCAAAGUGUGUGCUUGGCUGUAACAGUAAGGGCCUAUAAAUAAUUAGAUCUUUUAUUAAUCACCAUAUACCACAAGACAUAUAUCUUUGAAACUACUUCUAUUCUUUUAGUGCUUAACAACUGAAAGUGUCAAGCAACAUUUUAGUGGUUAGAAUAGCCUCUAAGUACUGCUAAUGGAGAACAUAAAAGAAAAAAAAAUGUUUAUUUAGGACAAUUAAUUUGUAUUAAGAGCUCAAGACAUUGCAUUAAUUGUCAAAAUAUCAUUUAUAAAUAGAAUCAAAUUUUUUACCUCUGUGGAGAAAGAUUAUAAAAUGAGGUAUAAAAUGUUUUAUUUAAUAUUUUUUUGAAACUCUAGUUCUCAGUUAACAACAAACAAAAAAACAAGAACCUCAAUUAAUGAAACUUCAGGUUUAAAAGAAAAAUAUCAAUUUACAGCUAGCAAAGAAAUUCUAAUUGAGUACUAUAGCACUACAAUAAAAGGUUGAUUUAAUGCACCAUUGCUCUGCUUCCUUAUGAGCUCUUAUGGUAUGAAUACUGGUGGGAUUCAAAUGAGUGUGUAAUUAGUAUAUUCAAUAAUUACUUGAUCAAGUUCAUAAAGAAAAGAAAUUACUUAGUGAAGUUUCAUAUAAAUACUUAAUAAUUCCCUACAGAAUUUGACAUACUGUAUAAAUAAUAAUACUAAAGGAUUUGAAAGAACUGAAGAUUUCAUUAUCACUUUCUAAAAAAUUAUACUGAUGUCUAAAUUAUAAGUUUAAAAAAUGUUCAGAAGUGCACAUUUUUAAAUUAUAAACCUUCUUAAUUUCAUAAUUUUAAAAGAAAAAAGUAACAUACAGAAAGAAUUGAAAUGUGUCCUAUGAUUUGCAAAAUAGAAGGGAAGUAUAGACAUGCUCUAUAAUGCAACUCAAUUGACCAUUAGUGAUAAGUUAUAUGAAUGUGGGUGUCACUGCAGUAUUGUGCCUUCAAAACAUUUGUAAUUGUUUUGUUAUUUUGUAAUAAUUUUAUAUAAUCUAAAUUUGUUCAGCAUUUUAAUUAUCUAUCAACAUUGAAUUAGCUUGUGCAAUUCAAACUGUUUCCAUUGUGACGAUGCAAAGCUGAAGCAUGUUUGUUAAUGUUUAUCUUUAUCAAUCUUGAUUUAUACAUUGUAUAUGGCUGAGUGGGCCAGUGUAUAAAAUAUUUGUAGAGUUUGCUGUUUUCAAUUCAGCAAACAGUUGUUCAAUAUAUCUGUCCCCCUUUACUGUUAAAUAGUGAUACUUAACCUAUUGACUAUUAAUUUUGUACAAAGUUGUAAAUAAUGUUACUGUAUAAUGUAUUUAUUGACUGAGACUGUCACUCCAUCAACAUUGUGGGACAAGUCUGUUUGAUUGCAAUGUGCAGCUUGGAGUCUAAGAGAGAAGUCCAAUGGGAAGUAGAAAAGGGGAGAUGAAGGACUAGUUUAUAUUUAUACAAAUUUUUUUUUUUUUGCAGUGUAUUACCAUAGUUGUUGCUGUAAAUAUUUAAAAUUGUUCCUACUAAAUAAAAUAGUAUAUAUAGUAUAAGAAAACACUGCAUAAUGUUCUCCAUUGUAGACUGUCCUACAUUUUAAUAUAUUCAUCAUCUGGACCAUGAACAAACAUUCUACAUGUAUGACUAUCACAAAAAAGCUUCUUUUAAAGCUGAGUAGAUGUUUGUUUUAAACAAUAUAAGCAAUUCUUUGACUGUUAUGUGAUAUGACUCUGACUGUCCUCAAACUAUGUAUUUAGUGUACACUCUCAGGGACUCAUUUUUUUAGUAUGCAUUGUUUGUGUGCUUGUAUUUAUUGACUCGAUACAUACAUGCCUUUAAUAAUGUUUGGGGAACAUUUUUAAAAUACAGGUGUUAAAAACAGUUUUAAAAAUAUGUAACAUUUGUCAGCAUAAAAUUUGUCUCUGUAUUUUUAUGAACAUUAUUACUAAAUAAAAAUUAGAAUACAAGAAAAUACUUUUUUUAAAGACUAUUUUGAAUAACAUGUUGGGGGGGGGGUUAAAAAAUGAAAUCAAAAUACUAAAAAGAUAAAUAAGAGGUUUCUUUAUUAAUUAUCUUUUUUUUUUUUAAUGUUCUCUAUAAGUAGUUCUGCAUUUUAGUGUUUAUAAGUCAAAGCAUACUUCUUGAAUGUUGCAGCUACUUGUUUCCUAUUCCAUGUAUCUUUUUAUCAGUCCGACAUAUUGUGAGUUUUGGAGGCCAGAAAGUAUGUGUUCACUAAAUGAAUGAAUCAAACCUGUUUAUGAUUUGUGGUUGAUAUCCAAUUUGUUUUUCAUAUUUGAAGUUUACUGAAUGAGAAAUAAAUCAUGAAAUACCUUGAAAUUAUCAUGAGAA
Biomphalaria glabrata is the source of this 5797-nucleotide messenger RNA. RefSeq names its product dual specificity protein phosphatase 1-like. Gene Ontology annotation, molecular function: protein tyrosine/threonine phosphatase activity; MAP kinase tyrosine/serine/threonine phosphatase activity. Lineage: Eukaryota; Metazoa; Mollusca; Gastropoda; Planorbidae. Gene Ontology annotation, cellular component: cytoplasm; nucleus. Gene Ontology annotation, biological process: protein dephosphorylation; negative regulation of MAPK cascade. The coding region runs from base 246 to 1889 and encodes 547 amino acids. The record is from RefSeq and is a predicted model, not a curated record. The transcript has 4 exons.